Messenger RNA from Tupaia belangeri chinensis (Chinese tree shrew), 899 nucleotides. It is a transcript of the gene CD69, whose product is annotated as CD69 molecule. Lineage: Eukaryota; Metazoa; Chordata; Mammalia; Scandentia; Tupaiidae. The record is from RefSeq and is a predicted model, not a curated record. The transcript has 5 exons. Bases 144 to 743 code for a protein of 199 amino acids.
AAAGGAAGGGGGCGGAGACGUCACACCGGAAUAUAAGUGAUGAGAUGCCUCAGAGACCCAGAGACUGAACCAGAGCGCCAGCAAAAACUUUCACCGUAGAUUGGCUUGACCUGAGACCAACUAGAAGAACCUUCUGAAAAAAGAUGAAUUCUGAAGAUUGUUGCAUAACAGAGAACAGCUCUUUGCAUCUGGAGAAAGGACAAGAAAACAGUGCUGCCAGCUCCCACUUUGUAACCCACCAUGAAGGCUCUCUUCUGGUUCCUGUCCCAUGUGCUGUACUGAAUGUGGUCUUCAUCACCAUUUUAAUCAUCGCUCUCGUUGCCCUAUCAGUGGGCCAGUACAACUGUCCAGGCCACUACAUGUACUCGGGGCCAUCAGAGAGCCAUGUUUCUCCUUGUCCUGGUGACUGGGUUGGAUACCAGAAGAAAUGCUACUUUAUUUCCACUGAUACGGGGACCUGGACCUUGGCUCAAAACUCUUGUGUUAAAUAUGAUGCUUCUCUUGCUGUCAUUGAUUCUGAAAAGGACCUGAUCUUCCUGAAACAACUUGUGGGUAGAGAUGAACACUGGAUAGGACUAGAAAACAAAGCUGGUCAGAGAUGGAAAUGGUCAACUGGCAAAGAAUUUAACAACUGGUUCAACAUUACAGGGUCUGAGAACUGUGCAUUUCUGAACAGCACAGAGGUGAGCAGUACGGAAUGUGACAAGAAUUUACACUGGAUCUGUAGCAAACCCUCCCAAUAGUGAGGAAACAUUUACGUACAGACUCUUACAUCACAAAUUAGAGGAAAUUUGUGUCAAUGGAUGCUGCUCUAUGGUCAAAAGUCUUCCCUCAAGACUAGCAAAAAAAACUUGGUGUUGUCUUGGAAAUCUUUUUCGAAGCAGAACUGUGAAAAAAAA